CAGGCAGUCGGCGGCAGCGCCAGGCACCAGGGCUCCAGCAAGCUUGAGAAGCAUAUGGCCAGGGACGAGGGCUCCAGCAAGCCCGAGGAGACGCCCAAGCACGGCGCCGACUACAACUACCAGGUGUCCGAUUUCCAGAUGGCGGGGUCCAGGACUGGAUACCUCAACUUUAUCAACAAGUACCCUUGCACCCGUUCGCCCGGUCCUCAGGGGUUCCCGAACAAGUUCGACUGGAUAAUCCACAGGAAGUGGGAGCUCGACAACGUCAGCAAGGGCCCUGACCCGUACGCUGUUUUCUCGUCGAUGGAGAUCCACUCCGUUCCGGCCAUGCUCAAGGUUCUGGAGACGAACUGGCCCCACAGCAACAAGAGCCGCGUCGCGUACUUCACGGGAGACAUGAUGCUGAGCAAGGUGGAGAAGAACUUUGGCAAGGGCACCCUGAGCAGGCUGAGGAAGGCGUUCCCCGGCGGCAUCUGGUGGCAGGCGUACGACGUCCGGAAGCCCGGAUUCAAGGUGGCGCCGGACGGCCUGAACGGCAUGUACCUGCUCCCCGUGUGGGACGUGGCCGAGAAGGCCAUCGGCUCCGCCACCCUGGAGGGCAAGACGAAGGGGGUGCUGGCCGCCUGGGGCAAGUUCCACCCCAACCUGGACGCGAUGAUCCCUGCGCGAACGAAGCUGAAGCAGUGGGUGGGCACCCCGGAGUCCAUCGCCGCCGGUGUCGAGCACGCCUCUUUCGAGCCGAGGGAGUACUGGUCGACGCUCGCCAAGUACCGCUUCACGAUCUCUCCGCGCGGGGGGGGCAUCCAGUCGCCGAAGAACGACGAGGCAUUGCUCGUGCUCACCAUCCCCAUCUCUACCCGCGAGGGUUCCGUCAAGGGCUUCAAGACGGAGCCGGCCUUCGAUGACCUGAAGAAGCUGGGCUGGCCCAUGGUCGUGCUCGACGAGUGGUCGGAGAUCACGAAGCCCAAGCUUGACGAGUGGUGGGACGAGCUCUCUCCGAGGCUGGUCAGCUUCCGCAAGAACUGCCUCACCACGGAGGGCUUCUGGAGGAUCAUUACUGGGCAGGUGACCUACUGCGAGUGAGCAGCCCGCGCCGAGCGGGAGAUCUGCCGCCGUUGGAUCUCCCAGACCAUGUUCAUCGUCGCUAAAGAAAUUAAGGUAGUGACUGGAAGGGGCAAUCCAG
Prorocentrum cordatum is the source of this 1183-nucleotide messenger RNA. The record is from the annotation of a GenBank genome assembly. NCBI's taxonomy places the organism in Eukaryota, Dinophyceae, Prorocentrales, Prorocentraceae.